AUGCUUCGCAGCCCUCCGCGGCCCCGGCCCGACCCGCCGCCCCCCAAGACCCCCUUCCACAUCGAAGCUCUCCUCGCCCGGGACCCGCCGCCCCGCCGCCCCGUCGCCGCCCCCGUCCCGCCGCCCCCGCCGCGCUGCCCCCCGGCCGGGCCGGGCCCCAUCCCCGGCAGCUGGGGCUGGGGCUGGGGCUGGGGGGGUGCAGGUCUGGAGUUGUCUCACUACGUAGGGGCCAACUCGUUGGGCCCUGCUGGGCCCUGGAGGUCUGGAGGGCCCUGCAAGAUGAAGAGAGUCCGCACAGUCUUCAAACCAGAGCAGCUGGAGCGGCUGGAGAAAGAGUUCCUCAAGCAGCAGUACAUGGUGGGCACGGAGAGAGUCGACUUGGCAGCAACCCUGCAUCUCACAGAGACUCAGGUGAAAGUCUGGUUCCAGAACCGGAGGAUCAAAUGGAGGAAGCAGAGCAUGGAGCAGAAGGCAGCAAAGCUGUCCCAGUUUGGGGUGAUCCAGCCCGCCAGCGCGGACUCGACGGACAUCAAGGACCACGAGGAGGACCCUGUGGACGUUGAGCUUUGA
Messenger RNA from Apus apus (common swift), 570 nucleotides. Its product is annotated as homeobox protein not2-like. The coding region runs from base 1 to 570 and encodes 189 amino acids. Lineage: Eukaryota; Metazoa; Chordata; Aves; Apodiformes; Apodidae. Gene Ontology annotation, biological process: regulation of DNA-templated transcription; central nervous system development; neuron differentiation. The record is from RefSeq and is a predicted model, not a curated record. Gene Ontology annotation, molecular function: DNA-binding transcription factor activity, RNA polymerase II-specific; DNA binding. The transcript has 3 exons.